This is a messenger RNA of Salvelinus sp. IW2-2015, 671 nucleotides long. RefSeq names its product proteasome subunit alpha type-4. The record is from RefSeq and is a predicted model, not a curated record. NCBI's taxonomy places the organism in Eukaryota, Metazoa, Chordata, Actinopteri, Salmoniformes, Salmonidae. Gene Ontology annotation, cellular component: nucleus; proteasome core complex; cytosol. Gene Ontology annotation, biological process: proteasomal protein catabolic process.
AGACAUGGCUUGCAGUGUUGCCGGAAUCACCUCCGAUGCUAACGUUCUAACCAAUGAGCUGAGGCUAAUAGCACAGAGAUAUCUACUGCAGUACCAGGAGCCAAUCCCCUGUGAGCAGUUGGUGACAGCGUUGUGUGACAUCAAACAGGCCUACACACAGUUUGGAGGGAAGAGGCCGUUUGGAGUGUCUCUGCUGUACAUGGGCUGGGACAAACACUACGGCUUCCAGCUGUACCAGAGUGACCCCAGUGGGAACUAUGGAGGCUGGAAGGCUACUUGCAUCGGCAACAAUAGUGCGGCUGCAGUGUCCAUGUUGAAGCAGGAUUUCAAAGAGGGUGAGAUGUCGCUGUCCUCUGCCCUGGCGUUGGCCGUCAAAGUCCUGAACAAGACCAUGGACGUCAGCAAGCUCUCGGCGGAGAAAGUGGAAAUAGCCACCCUGACGCGAGAAGACGGAAAGACCAAGAUCAAGGUGCUGAAACAGAAAGAGGUGGAGGAGCUGAUCAAACGACACGAGGCUGAAGAGGCCAAGGCCGAGAAGGACAAGAAAGACAAAGAACAGAAGGAGAAGGACAAAUAAACACGUAUUUAGAAUUCAUACUUUCCUAAAAAUCCCGUAAUGUGUUACGMGCUUGUUUGUCUUUUUCUUUAUUAAAACAUUGAAACCAAAUGUG